Vespa mandarinia (Asian giant hornet) is the source of this 1495-nucleotide messenger RNA. RefSeq lists its product as uncharacterized. NCBI's taxonomy places the organism in Eukaryota, Metazoa, Arthropoda, Insecta, Hymenoptera, Vespidae. Gene Ontology annotation, molecular function: protein binding. The record is from RefSeq and is a predicted model, not a curated record.
AUGGGUAGCGGUAGAUGCUACGAAUUUACACUUGCAAGUGUGAAUAACUCAAUCGUACAGAAUUCACCGAUAAUCACAUUUUUUUUUUCAGCCACCAAGAAACCAUUAUCGCCGUUCGCCAAAUUUCGUCAACUCGAUCGGCAAUAUAGUUCUUCUUUGCCGUCAAGUCCCAUAAAGUCGCCAGAAAAGGAGUUUCGUUUUAGAUUUACCGAACCUACUGUGACAAAUAAUGCGGUACAGAUAAAGGAACGAUUGUUAUCUUGGUGUCGUUCCAAAACUAAGGAAUAUGAGAAUAUACAACUUGACAAUUUCUCGACAAGUUGGAACAAUGGUUUGGCAUUUUGCGCUCUGAUUCAUCAUUUUAGACCUGACGCCUUUGAUUAUCAUUCGUUACGUCCACAGGACCGCAGAAAGAACUUUGAUCUGGCAUUCAAAACGGCUGAUGAAGCCGGUAUCGCACCAUUGCUCGAUGUUGAGGAUAUGGUAGUUAUGCGACGUCCAGAUUGGAAGUGCGUCUUCACUUACGUUCAGUCCUUUUAUCGGCGUUUCAAGGACGAGGAUUGAACGAAAAAGGCUUUAAGAUAUAUAUAUAUAUAUAGAUAUUUUUUUCACUAUAAAUCUUUGGCUCCUAGCAGACCUCGCAAGUUAAAUAAUUUACAUAACGUAAUACUUUACGAGUCACUAAGAGAUAAAACAUAAUUAACAAUUAGAUCUCGUUACAAGAAAAAUUAGUAAUUUAUUUUGUUUUGUUAAUUUCUUAUUUUUUCAAUGAACUUUUUCAUUGUAAUGUUUCACAAAUUUUCACAUAGAUCUAUGAAUUAUUUUACAUAAAAGUGUAACCAUCGUGCUAAAGUAUAAAGACACGUUGUUACAUACUCUUCUACUAUUGACUAUUAUCAAUAGAAAAACGUUUUUAAAUAAUUAUAAUUUUUUUUUUUUUUUUUUUAAUUAAAAAGAUAUAAUUGUUACUAAAUAAAUUUAUAGAAACUAUCUUUUAAAGUUUCAUAUGAGUCGUUACAAACGUUUCAUUAUUUUUGUGUAAGUAAGAAAAUUAUUAACUAUAUAAUCACGUGCGACUCAAUGAAAAAGUUAUAUAUUUAUUUUAUUUCACAAUAUAAAAUUGACAAGGUUCUUUGUUAUAAAUAUAAUAUAUACAGAGAGAUGAAAAAUUAGUACAGUUGGGCAACAUAAACGAUGUAGGUAAGAAUGGCGUAAGUUGUGCUUCUUUAAAUUAUUUAGAAGAUAAUGAAAAUUAUUAUAGCUGUUAUAACUAUUAAACUCUAAACAUAAAGUAUAUAUAAAUUUAUUUAGUCUUAAAUCUCUGUUUAAGCUUUCUUCCAAUAUGGAGAUAAUGUAUAAAACUGAUAUUUUUAUUGCUCUUAAAAAUCUAAUAUAAAAUUAAAGAGCACUAUCUUCCAAAGAAUUGUGUAUGUCAUUUCUAUCAUCCUCAAUCAUUUCCUGUAAAUAAAAAAUUAUGAUAAGAGCCAAUCAUUAA